AUGGAUUCUCGUAUCUCUCUGGUGUUCAGUUCUCUUCUAUUAGUAUGCUUCUUGAUUCAUGUUUCUGUUUAUUCAAUCGAACCAAUUCCAACUCUUUCUAUGUGAGUGAAAAUAGUAAACCUAGCAACAUUUUGAAAACUUUUGAAAAUACUUUUCAAUAGAAAAGCACCUGGGAAUUGCACUUAUGAAGCAUGGAAUGAUGUAACUCAACAUACUUUCCGAAAUGAGACAAAAUACAGAAAAUGGGGGUUAUCCAAAAAAUGGCAGCUGAAACAAUCUGUUUCACCAGUUGGUUUGACACUUAUAUCAGCUUUUGUUUAUAAUGAUUCAAUUUCGGUUACAACUACGUUUAUAGGAUAUAAAAGAGUUGGGUAAGUCUAGAAAUAUUUAUCAAAAUCGGAAACAAUUACUCUUCCGCAGCUGAAUUUUUUUUUAAUUUUCAAUAGCUGGAAUUGUUCAAAAAUUUUGGAGCAAAAUCGUCACGGCGAACUGAAAAAUGUUGUCUUGUCAACCCUUUCAUUGUUUUUAUACAACAACAUACUAAAAUCAUGAAAUUUGAGGCGUAAAGUUAUAUGUCGAUAUUUUGAUUGCAAUCGUGAAGAAAUACCAAAUACUGAAUUCGAGUCAAUUAUUUUUCCAUUUGCGGUUGUUAAUUGUGCACGUAGAGCACAUGCUAAAUAUAUUUCAUUAAUGCUUCCCGAUGAACAAAGUUCAAAAUCAAUUCAACCAAUUCCGAUGACAUUCCGUGCUUUCGCAGAACCACUUCAUGAAUUUGGAGUUUGUUUAGGACAAUUCUAUGGAGAUACUGCAAAGUGGUUAGAAAUUGUUGAAUCAGUCGAAAGUCAUCGAAUUCUGGUGAGAAUAUUUAAAAGAAUUCAACGAAUGAAUAUUUCAGGGUGCAACCAUGUUUUAUUUUGUAAGCAUCGAAGUGACAAUGUAUGAUAGUCAAGUUUUUACAUAUUAUGAUCGUUUAGGAUUAUCAGAAACUGUACAUAUUCUCAUGGAUCAUAAACCUAAUUAUCAAUUUCAUGAGCUUCAACAAAAUGUACGCAUUUUUUGUUUGAAAUUUGAAAUUAAAAAAUCUCUCUAAAAAAAGACGAAAUUAUUAUAUUUUUUGAGUUUUUCAGGAAUGUUAUUACCGUAGUCGUCAACAUUCAAAAUGGGUUCUGAACGUGGAUCUAGGUAUUUUUAUAGUCAAAGACUGUUCAUAAAACUAAAUUCCAGAUGAACGCCUGAUGUUCAACAAAAAGUAUUCAUUUGUCAACUUCCUGAGAACACUUCCAGCAAACACUGGAGAAAUAACAUUUUCUGUUGCUCGAGUAGUGAAAAGGGAAAAUAAUAUGGAGAAAUAUGAAAAUAAUCAAACACAACUUGAAGAAAAUUUAUUGUUUUUGAAAUAUAAUGAAACAAGUGAUCGAGGGUGGGGUGUUCCUAAAGGUGUAUUCAAUCCAAAUCUGGUUCACUCAUUAUUUUACCAUUUUGCACGUCUUCGCGAUCCCAGUGCCAUAGUUUUGAAUGUUUUACCAAACAUCGGAUAUAUCAGGUUUGUCUAAUAAUUUUAUAUUCGUUAAAUUUAUUGUUAUUGUUAUUAGACAUUAUCGAACAGUAGUGGCAAAUACUGUUGCAUCAAAUUGGCUGGAAGGAUACAAAGUACACAAUGAGCCUUUAGAUCACGAUUUUGCUGAAGAAUUGAAACGAAGAGUUUUUCUGGAAGUUGCUAAUAUUUAUAACAAAAAAGAAAUGAAGUGUGAGGAUGCAGCAGUUGAAAAACUAGAAAACUUGAAAAUGGAUGGAGAUUCAUGUGUUUGGAAAAACGGAACACGAAUCAAUAAAUGA
Messenger RNA from Caenorhabditis angaria, 1836 nucleotides. The record is from the annotation of a GenBank genome assembly. NCBI's taxonomy places the organism in Eukaryota, Metazoa, Nematoda, Chromadorea, Rhabditida, Rhabditidae.